Molecule: messenger RNA, 1599 nt
Organism: Alternaria postmessia
Lineage: Eukaryota; Fungi; Ascomycota; Dothideomycetes; Pleosporales; Pleosporaceae
Exons: 3
Coding region: 1-1599 (532 amino acids)
Biological process (GO): cellular response to heat; trehalose biosynthetic process
Cellular component (GO): alpha,alpha-trehalose-phosphate synthase complex (UDP-forming); cytosol
Molecular function (GO): alpha,alpha-trehalose-phosphate synthase (UDP-forming) activity
Source: RefSeq, a predicted model, not a curated record
AUGCCUGAGGAACCCACAAAACUCAAGCAGCCCGAGUCGUCCGAGGGGCGCCUGCUGCUCGUGUCAAAUCGACUGCCCAUUACCAUCAAGCGCUCCGAUGAGGGCAAGUACGACAUGUCCAUGUCCUCAGGAGGACUGGUCAGCGGUUUGAGUGGACUUUCCAAGACCACCACCUUCCAGUGGUAUGGCUGGCCCGGACUCGAAGUCCCAGAGGACGAGACGCAGACCUUGAACGACCAGCUCAAGGAGAAGUACAACGCAGUACCCGUCAUGCUCGACGAUGAACUCGCGGAUAGGCAUUAUAACGGCUUCUCGAACGAGAUCAUGUGGCCGCUCUUCCACUACCACCCUGGUGAGAUUACCUUCGACGAGUCUGCUUGGGACGCAUACACCGAGGCCAACCGCCUGUUCGCAAAGGCCGUCGCAAAGGAUGUACAAGACAACGACAUGGUAUGGGUACACGACUACCACCUGAUGCUCAUGCCUGCUAUGCUCCGUGAAGAGCUCGGCAACACCAAGCAAAAUGUCAAGAUUGGCUUCUUCCUGCACACACCCUUCCCCAGUUCCGAAAUCUACCGAAUCCUUCCUGUCCGUAACGAGAUUCUACUCGGUGUUCUUCAUUGCGACCUUAUCGGUUUCCAUACAUACGAUUAUGCUCGUCACUUCCUGAGCAGUUGCUCGCGCAUUCUGGGACUCGCGACAACACCAAACGGAGUCGAGUUCCAAGGCAAGGUCGUCACGGUCGGCGCAUUCCCCAUUGGUAUUGAUCCCGAGAAGUUCGACGAGGGUCUUCAGAAGCCCAAGGUACAAGAGCGGAUAGCAGCCCUCGAGAAGAAGUUCCAAGGAGUGAAGCUCAUUGUUGGUGUUGACCGUCUCGACUACAUCAAGGGUGUACCGCAGAAGCUACACGCUCUCGAGGUCUUCCUUACCGAGCACCCCGAGUGGAUCGGCAAGGUUGUGCUUGUUCAAGUCGCCGUUCCUUCUCGGCAAGAUGUCGAGGAGUACCAGAACCUGCGCGCAGUCGUAAACGAGCUUGUCGGACGUAUCAACGGCAAAUUCGGCACCAUCGAGUUCAUGCCUAUCCAUUUCAUGCACAAGUCAGUCUCCUUCGACGAGCUUAUCGCGCUCUACGCUGUCUCAGAUGUCUGCCUCGUAUCAUCAACACGCGAUGGUAUGAACCUGGUGUCCUACGAGUACAUUGCGACGCAAGAGAAACGACAUGGUGUCAUGAUCCUGUCAGAGUUCACGGGUGCUGCACAGAGUCUGAACGGCAGUCUUAUUGUCAACCCAUGGAACACCGAGGAGCUGGCAGAUGCAAUUCACGACGCAGUUACCAUGGGCGAUGAACAGCGCAGCCUCAACUACCAGAAGCUCUCAAAAUACGUCCGUAAAUACACUAGUGCCUGGUGGGGAGAGUCGUUCGUCACAGAGCUUAGAAGGAUCUCGGAGACCCCAGACCGCAAGGUGCACUUCGCCAAUGUCACUGUUGCAGGCGCUGAUGACGCGGCAAAGACCGCUGGUGAGACGAGCUCAGAGCUACCAAUCCGUGAGGAAACCAGCAACAAGGACAAGGAGUCAGAUCCUGCUGCUGCUGUCUAG